Penicillium brasilianum is the source of this 3512-nucleotide messenger RNA. NCBI's taxonomy places the organism in Eukaryota, Fungi, Ascomycota, Eurotiomycetes, Eurotiales, Aspergillaceae. The record is from the annotation of a GenBank genome assembly.
AACAACUCCUGCGCCCACAAUGAAGCAGAGAUUCUCAUCGCUAGACGUCAAGGUCAUCACGCAGGAGCUGGCCGCGGAGCUGGUCAACCUCCGCGUGUCCAACAUCUACGACCUCUCCUCCCGUAUCUUCCUCUUCAAGCUUGCCAAGCCAGAUCACCGGCGCCAACUAAUCGUCGACUCCGGCUUCCGCACCCAUGUCACACAAUACUCCCGCACCGCGGCGUCCGCUCCUUCGCCCUUCGUCACCCGCCUGCGCAAGUACCUCAAGUCUCGGCGCAUCACCAAUAUAACUCAGAUCGGAACGGACCGCGUCAUCGACAUUUCCUUCAGCGAUGGCACUUACCACCUAUUCCUCGAGUUCUUCGCGGGCGGCAACAUCAUUCUCACGGAUCGCGAGUACACUAUCAUCGCGCUAUUCCGACAGGUCUCCGCCGUUGAGGGCGAAGAAGCGAAGUUAGGAAUCAAAUAUACGGUGACGAAUAAGCAGAAUUACGGGGGGGUGCCUGAUAUCACAGAUGAGCGGGUGAAGCAGACGCUGGAGAAGGCCAAGGCAGUGUUUGCGAGUGAGGAAGGUGCGCCGAAGAAGUCGAAGAAGAAGAAGAAUACGGAUGUUCUACGGAAGGCUCUUUCUCAGGGUUUCCCAGAGUAUCCUCCGCUUCUAUUGGAUCAUGCGUUCGCGGCGAAGGAGUUUGAUCCGGCAACGCCGCUUGAUAAGGUCUUGGGGGAUGAGGCUGCCCUGCUGAAGGUUAGGGAUGUGCUCGAGGAAGCUCGGCGGGUUUCGGAUAGCUUCAGCGUUGCCGAAAACCAUCCGGGGUAUAUUGUUGCCAAGGAGGAUACGCGAGCUUCCGCUGAUGGUGAGAGUGCCUCGAAGACCCCUGGUCUGUUGUACGAGGACUUUCAUCCGUUCAAGCCGCGGCAGUUCGAGGGCAAGCCGGGGAUCACUAUUCUGGAGUUUGACCGAUUCAAUGCUACGGUUGACGAGUACUUUUCGUCUUUGGAGUCACAGCGUCUAGAGUCCAGGCUGACGGAGAAAGAAGAGGCUGCCAAACGCAAGCUCGAAUCUGUUCGAGAUGAGCACCGGAAACGCAUUGACGCCCUGAAAGACGCGCAGGAGCUGCACAUACGCAAGGCUGGCGCAAUUCAGGAUAACAUGUACCGAGUUCAAGAGGCGAUGGAUGCUGUCAAUGGUCUUGUGGCGCAAGGCAUGGACUGGGGCGAGAUUGCGCGUUUGAUUGAAAUGGAACAGGCUCGGGGCAACCCAGUUGCACAGAUCAUCAAGCUUCCGCUGAAGCUGUAUGAGAACACUGUCACUCUUCUGCUUGCUGAGGCCGGUGACGAUGAGGAUGAUGAGAACGCGGAAGACCUCUCUUCUAGCGAUGAAUCCGAAUCGGACUCGGAAAGUGAAGAGCGGGAGGAAAAGCGACGUGCAGACGCUACUUCGAAACUGUUGUCCAUCGAUAUCGAUCUCGGUCUGACGCCGUGGGCAAACGCUUCACAAUACUACGAUCAGAAGAAACAAGCAUCUGAGAAGCAGCAGCGAACUGCCCAGUCAUCCUCAAUGGCUCUUAAAAGUCACGAAAAGAAGGUGACAGCCGAUCUCAAAAAGAGUCUCAAACAGGAGAAGCAGGUUCUACGCCAGGCCCGCGUGCCCUUCUGGUUUGAAAAGUUUGUCUUUUUCAUCUCCUCGGAAGGCUACUUGGUUAUUGGUGCUCGAGACGCAAUGCAGAGCGAACUCUUGUACCGCCGUUAUCUCAGCAAAGGCGACAUCUUCAUCCACGCCGACCUCGAAGGCGCGCUUCCAAUCGUCGUCAAGAAUCGCAGCGGAAACUCAGACGCGCCAAUUUCCCCCAGCACACUCUCGCAAGCUGGAAACAUGUGCGUGGCAACCUCUACAGCAUGGGACUCCAAGGCCGUGAUGUCCGCAUGGUGGGUGCAUGCCCAUCAGGUCUCCAAGACUGCGCAGGUGGGCGGUGGCAUCUUACCUACGGGUCGAUUCGAGGUGAAGGGCGAGAAGAAUUUCCUUGCUCCUUCGCAGCUGGUUCUGGGAUUUGCUGUUCUAUGGCAGAUUAGCCAGGAUAGCGUGAAGAAUCACAAGCGGCUGUUUGACGCAGCAACGGACAGUGUGGGUGUAGAGAUUAAGGAGGCAACUCGGGAUGAGCGAGAGACCGCCAUAAAAGAAACUGAUCAGCAACCCGCUCCUGAGGAAGAGGCUGCUGCUACUACUGUUGACGACGAGGUUCCUCGAGAUGAGCAGCAGGGAAAGGAUGAAUCCGGGGAUGAGGAGGAUGCAGAAGAAAAUGAGGAGGAUCAAGGUCCAGCUGGAAAUCCCCUUCAGCGUGGAAAAUCCGAACUCCCCGCCAGCUCAGAACAGCAGUCGCCCGAAUCCGACGCAGAGGACGAGGACGAUAAGGAGGAUCCAGAGCUGGAUUCCGUGCAAGAAGAGCAGGCUGCUGAGGAUAAUGACGACGCAUUGUCAACUGCCAACCAAGAUGAUGCUUCUCCACAAAACGAGAGAGGGCAGCUCUCAGCCGGCGAACGACGUACCCUCCGACAUGGCAAACCCAGCGACCGACCUGGCAAGGAGGAACCGGCUGCACCACGCGUUCCUCAGACCCGAGGAAAGAAGGCCAAAGACAAGCGUGCAGCAGCCAAGUACGCCCAACAAGACGACGAAGAGCGCGAACUAGCUCUCCGCCUCCUCGGCUCCAACAAAGGCAAAGCCGCAAAGGCCGCCCAGGCCGCCGAAGCGAAAGCGCAACGUGAACGCGAAGCCGAAGCGCAAAAAGCCCGUCGUCGCGCACAGCACGAACGCGCCGCAGAAGCCGAACGCAAGCGCCAGGCUCUCUUUGAAGAAGGCGGCGAUGAUUACAACGAGGAGAUUGCGGCCGCCGAAGCCGCAGAUCUCAGUUGGUUGCCGGCGCUAGUCGGCACGCCCUCACCGGACGACGAGAUUCUUGCUGCGAUCGCGGUUUGUGCACCGUGGGCCGCGCUGGGACGGUACAAGUACAAGGUGAAACUGCAGCCUGGUGCGGUUAAAAAGGGUAAAGCUGUGAAGGAGAUUGUGGGACGAUGGGUGUCGGAGACGACGACGGGCAAGGUGAAGAAGGAGUAUGCGGAGGAUUUGGGGAUUUCGCGGGUUGAUGCGGAGAAGUUGCGGGAGAAGGAGGGAGAAUUGAUUAAGGGGUGGAAGGAGACGGAGAUUAUCAAUACAAUGCCGGUCGGUAAAGUGCGUAUUAUGACGCCUGGAAGUGGUGGUGGUGGAGGUGGAGGGGAUAAAGGGAAGGGUGGAAAGGGUGGUGGUGGUGGGCGAGGAGGGAAGGGAGGGAAGAAGAGAUAGAGAUGGAUAGAGCUGGAGACUGAGGGGAAUCCUUUGUAUGGGUGGUAUUUUGUAUGGGUACUUUGGGUAGUUUGGAGAUAUUAGGUGUGCCUGCUCGUAGAGGCAUUGAAUGGCAAAGUUAUGAUGAGUCUUGGUACCUCCGGUCAAGGUUGUAUCAAGAAUUUUUGUCCAAGGA